CAUCAUCACAGGUCCUACACCUCCAGCAUGUAGCAGAUACAGAGCAGGUCCUGGUGGGGCAGUCACUGCUGUUGUGUUGUGUGUGGAGAUCUCUCAGAGCAGCAGCCCCUGAUCAUGUGACUCCUCCUCCUCCAUGUGACUGAUCACAUGAAGGUGACAUCAUCGCAGGUCCUGUAAGCACACGGCUCCUCUAUAGAUACAGGUUUCUCCAAUCCAGGAUCCUCUGCUGAUAUCUUCUAUAUAAGAGAAUUCUCCUGGAUGACCCAUCAACCAUGGAGAGAGACAGGAACAAGAUGGCCGACAGGAUCAUAAACCUCACCCUACAGAUACUCUUCCGGCUUACUGGAGAGGAUUACACAGUAGUGAAGAAGUCCUCUAGUGGGCGCUGUCGGGCCCCUGUGUGUGAAGGAUGGGGAAGAACCCUGAGCCCAAUCCCGGGGCCCCCACCUCACUCCCUGAUACAUGAGGAAAUGGAUGAACAGAAGAUCCUAGAACUCAUCAACAAGAUGAUGGAGCUGCUGACUGGAGAGGUUCCUAUAAGGUGUCAGGACGUGGCGGUCUAUUUCUCCAUGGAGGAGUGGGAGUAUGUAGAAGGACACAAGGAUCAGUACAAGGAUCAGGUCAUGAUGGAGGAUCAGCAGCCCCUCACAUCACCAGUCAGAUCCAGUAAGAGAACAGCAUCAGAGAGGUGUCCCCGUCCUCUUGAUGAGCAGAAUAUGGAGGAUAUUACUACAGGGAAAAAUCUGAUUUAUAUUAAUGCUACAGACAUAAAGGAAGAAGAGACUGAUGUGAGCGGUGAUGAGCAGUAUAAGGAGGACAAGGACAUUCCUUCAGGGAAAGAUCUGACCUAUAUAAAUCUUUGUUCAAGGCCAUAUCCAGAAUAUUUUUAG
This is a messenger RNA of Hyla sarda, 890 nucleotides long. Its product is annotated as gastrula zinc finger protein XlCGF66.1-like. Lineage: Eukaryota; Metazoa; Chordata; Amphibia; Anura; Hylidae. The record is from RefSeq and is a predicted model, not a curated record. Gene Ontology annotation, biological process: regulation of DNA-templated transcription. The transcript is spliced from 6 exons. Bases 273 to 890 code for a protein of 205 amino acids.